Molecule: messenger RNA, 3777 nt
Organism: Drosophila montana
Lineage: Eukaryota; Metazoa; Arthropoda; Insecta; Diptera; Drosophilidae
Gene: Cpn
Product: Calphotin
Exons: 2
Coding region: 772-3708 (978 amino acids)
Source: RefSeq, a predicted model, not a curated record
GUGCAGCUCGACAGCUCGUGCAGCUCGACGGAGUAAAAAUAAAGAAUUCCUUAAAUAAACAUAAUCAAAUUUAAACAACAAUAAUUAAAAUCAAUGAAAAUUAUAUAAAAAGUCAUUUGCCAUAAAUAAUUUGAACAUAUAUGAGCUCGAUAAAAUUAAAUAAUAAAUUAAAUUCAAUUAAAAAUAACAUAACUUCAGUUUACGUAACUUGCCAAUAUUAAAUUAAAUUCCCUGCUGGCUUUAUUUAGCACCAACUCAGUCCGGGAUAAUAUUUCUCAAGAGCUCCAUAAUCUGUCUGAUAUAUAUCCCCGAUUUUUCAUGUUGUUCUGUGUUCGUUGAAGCAUUUUUUCACGACACUCGCCAAGCUGGCGCCUAUGCAAAAAAUAAGUCCAUUUCAAUAUAUCGAUUGAAGCACAAAGAAAAAGCGUGAAUGACGACAGGUUCGUUAAAAAUUGCACGUGUGCUUUGUAAUUUUACUCUUUUGAUUUGCCUAUUGCUUACAUUACGUCUAAUCAACACUUUCCUUCGGGCCAAUGACUUUUUUGAAGGCCACGGCUAAGCGACUUAUCAUGUCUCGUCUAUUCCCUUCGCUUUCAGCUAUUUGCUCUUAAUGAAAGUGAAAACCGUUUGCUGAAGGUCUCAGUUUGCUAAUACCUUGUGCUAAAUAAAGCUAAAAGGCAAUUACAGAUAUUUAAUUGGCAAUUCAUUUUUAAGAAAUGAAAAAUUGCUUAACGCCAUAAGCAGCAAUCAACGGAAUACUAAAACAACGCAAUGGCAACCCCACCAACGGCUGUCGGGAUUCCACUCGAGAGCUCUCCAGUUACGGUCGCAAAGCCAGAGGAAUCUACCGUCCCUGUCAUAGGGUCACCAGCGCCAAUUGCAAACCCAGUUGUAACUCCAGUUGUCGCCGCGGAGACUCCGGUUCCGGUAGCUAAGGCUGUCGCCCCCCCAGUAUCUGCCGAUUCGGUAGCUAUUGUAGGAGAGCCAUUUGCAGCUCCUGAUGCUGUCGUGCAAAACCCAGUACCUCAAGCCGAACCUGUGGCAACACCUGUACCUGUCGUGGAGACUCCGCCUCCGGUAGCUAAGCCAGAGGCAGCCCCCGUAGUUGUCGUGCGGGCACCAGCUCCAGUAGUUGUCCAAGUGGGAACCCCAGCAGCUGCUGUGCAAAUCCCAGCUCCAGUAGCCGAACCAGUGGCAACACCAGUAUCUGUCAUGGAGACUCCAGUUCCAGUGCCAGCCCCCGUAGCUGUCGUGCAAGUGCCCAUUCCGAUGGCCGAACCAGUGGCAGUAGCAGAACCUGUCGUGCAGACUCCAGUUCCUGUAGCUGAACCAGUGGCAACACCCGUAGCUGUCGUGGAAACUCCAAUUCCUGUAGCAGAGCCAGAAACAGCGCCCGCAGCUGUCGUGCAGAGUCCUAUUCAUCUAGCCGAACCAGUGCCAACACCCUUAAAUGUAAUGGAGACUCCGGUUCCGUUGGUUGAGCCAGUGGCACCACCAAUAGCUGGCGUGGAGACUUCAGCUCCUCUAUCUGAACCAAUGGCAGUAUCCGUACCCGUUGUGCAGACUCCGGUUCCUGUAGCUGAACCAGUGGCAUCGCCCGUACCUGCCGUGGGAACCCCAUUGGCUGUCGUGGAGACUCCAGUUCCGCUAGCCGAGCCAGUGGCAACACCCCUACCUGUCUUGGAGACUUUAGUUCCGGUAGCUGAACCAGUGGCAGCACCAGUAGCUGUCGUGGAGACACCGGUUCCGGUAACUGAGUCAGUGGAAACCCCCUUACCUGUCCUGGAGACUUCAGCACCUCUAUCUGAACCAGUGGCAGUGCCCUUACCCGUUGUGUCGACUCCGCUUCCUGUAGCUCAACCAGUGGCAACGUCCGUUGUUGUCGUGGACACUCUGAUUUCAGUAGCUCAGUCAAUGGCAGCCCCCGUACCUGUUGUGGAGACUUCAGCUCCUCUAUCUGAACCAGUGGCAGGAGCCGUAGCCGUCGCGCAGACUCCGGUUCCUGUAGCUGAACACGUGCCAGCACCAGUAGCAGUCGUAAAGACACCGGUUUCGGUAACUGAGUCAGUGGAAACCCCCGCACCUGUCGUGGAGACUUCAGCACCUUUACCUGAACCAGUGGCAGUACCCGUACCCGUUGUACAGACUCCGAUUCCCGUCGCUGAAGUAGUCGCAACGCCCGUUGCUGUCGUGGAGACUCUGAUUCCAGUAGCUGAGUCAGUAGCAACCCCCGUACCUGUCGUGGAGACUUCAGCUCCUCUAUCUGAUCCAGUGGCAGGACCUGUUCCCGGCGCGCAGACUCCGGAUCCUGUAGCGGAACCAGUCGCAACGCCCGUAUCUGUCGUGGAAACUUCGAUUUCGGUAGCUCAGUCACUAGCAACCCCUGUAGCCGUCGCGGAGACUUUGGCUCCGGUAGGUGAACCAAUGGCAUCGCCAAUAGCUGGUGUGAAAACUUCGCCUCCAGUUGCUGAGCCAGUGGUCACCCCUGUAGCUGUCGUGGAGACUCCGGCUCCAGUAGCUGUGCCAGUGACAACGCCUUUAGCUGACGUAAAGACCAAGGUAGCUGAGCCUGUGGCAACGUCCGUAGUUGUCGUGGAGACCUCGGAUCCGGUAGCUGAACCAGCGGCGGCCCCCGUAGCGCUCGUGGAGACUUUAGUUUCGGUAGCUGAACCACAGGCAAUGCCCGUAGCUGUCGUGGAGACUCUGAUUCCAGUAGCUGAGUCAGCUCCUCUACCUGAACCAGUGGCAGGACCUGUAUCCGGCGUACAGACUCCGGUUCCUGUAGCUGACCCAGUGGCAACGCCCGUAGCUGUCGUGGAGACUUUGGCUCCGGUAGCUGAAUCAGUAGCAUCGCCAGUAGCUGAUUUGGAAACUUCGCCUCCGAUAGCUGAGUCAGUGGAAACACCCGUAGCAGUCGUGGAGACCCCUGCUCCGGUAGCUGAGCCAGUGGCAACUCCCAAAGCUGUCGUGGAGGCUGCGAUUCCGGUAGCUGAGACAGUUGAGUCUCCAGUAGCCGUCGUGGAGACACUGAUUUCGGUAGCUAAGCCUGUGGUAACGCCCGUAGCUGUCGUGGAAACUUUGCCUCCGAUAGCUGAGCCAGUGGCAACACCCGUAGCUGCUGUGGAAACUUCGCCUCCGAUAGCUGAGCCAGUGGCAACACCCGUAGCUGUCGUGGAGACCCCAGUUCCAGUAGCUGAGCCAGUGGCAACGCCAGUAGCUGUCGUGGAGACUCCUAUUCCGGUAGCUGAGACAGUGGUAACUCCUGUAGCUGUCGCGGAGACUUUGGGUCCGGUAGCUGAAUUACUGGCAUCGCCCUUAGCUUUCGCGGUAACUCCGGUUCUAGUAACAGAGUCAGUGGCAACGCCAGAAGCUGUCGUGGAGAGUCCGGCUCAGGUAGCUGAGCCAGUGGCAACCCCAGUAGCCAGCUCCGUACCAAUGGAUAUACCUACUAAUCAAACGGAGUCACCAGCAGCUGUUACGGAUUUAGUUGGUUCUUCGAAUGCAGAUGGGGAUCAGUCUGGAGUUGUGCCCGUGGCAAAGAUAUAUCCGACUCGCAGGGAUCUCAAUACGACAGAUGUGUCGCUGUUGGCCAUCGCAGCUACCUUGGAUGCUAUAGCGGACAAGCUCAAGGAUCAAAGAGCUCGAAACCAAGAAGUCUUGGAUCGCAUCUGCGAAAUAGAGAAAAUUUUGGGUGUGUUCAAGCAAUAAUGAUAUUGUCAAUAUCUAACUAAUGUUGAAUAUCUGAAAUAUGAUUAAUAAAUGCUGUUCAAGAAAGUU